Molecule: messenger RNA, 2081 nt
Organism: Alosa alosa (allis shad)
Lineage: Eukaryota; Metazoa; Chordata; Actinopteri; Clupeiformes; Clupeidae
Exons: 5
Coding region: 139-792 (217 amino acids)
Biological process (GO): T cell receptor signaling pathway; regulation of T cell proliferation
Cellular component (GO): external side of plasma membrane
Source: RefSeq, a predicted model, not a curated record
CAUCCGAAGUAUUCUUCAAUUAAGUUUCAGUUAAUUGCUGAUUCCGCUGGAGCUUGGUGUGUGGACUGCUGUACAUUUGAUCUCUUGGCUGAGUUUUUGGAGGGAGUCUGUCGGUGUCCAAGCCCGUUGCCGUGCUAUAUGGAUAGAGGAAUGGCUGCCAUGAUGCUCUGGGUUUUUGCUGUCCACCUUUGUCUUAAUGUGAUUUGCGAGGCUCAACCAGAGAUGUUCAGUGGCUGUAAAGUCUGUGGGAACGUCUCAAUGCCAUGCCCUGGCGUGCCCGGUGAUGAGAAGAGCCACAAACUCUUCAGAAACGGACAACUUCUGCACUCUGUGAACUAUGGCAGCAACCAGUCCAAGAAGGUCCUCAGCUCCAGAGAGCUCAGCCAGCUUAUAAACCAAUCGGACAAUAACUCCUACUUCUUGAUCUCGCAACUGAACGUCAACUCUUCCGGGAUCUAUGGUUGUGAGGUCUGUGUCCACUACCCGCCACCAAUCACCUGUAAAAGGAACUCAGAAGCUGUUGUGUUCAUAGAGUACAACUGUCCUUCUGUGAAGCCCACUAUGGGAGUGACCAGCCCCCCAAACCCUAUGCCUGACCACAGACACAUCCCUCUGCUGGUGGCUCUUGGCUUGGUCACCCUCUACGGUCUCCUCCUCACCCCUGUCACCUUCAAAUUCUGGAGAGCAUCAAGAAAGUCACAAUUUCAGGAUCACGACUACAUAAACAUGAGACUGUUUGGCCGCGGCAAGUACAAUGGAGUCCAGCACCCAGUCCACCCAGGAAAGCAUUAACAUGCAACAUCUGCAUGGAAAAGCUUGAGGAAGGCAAUCAGUCACACAGAGGCCUCAGUAACCUGUAUAAGCCUUAUCUAAAGGACAAACUGAAAUCUAAAGGACAAAAAAGAAUUUGGUGUGUUUUUGACCACUGUCUAUGGUGUGUUGAUGUGAUUCUGUGGGUGAGUCUGCUCUGUUAUUGUUUUCAAAAGUGGCCUUAACAACUAAGGUACUAAGCUAAGGUCAUGCAUCUGUAAAUGUAAUCAAAAUAAUGUUCCUGACUGCUCCUGAGAAUGAAAGCCUAAUGUGUAGGUAGGAUGAGGAAUUGGGCUAGUGGUCUGUCAUCAUGUGUGUGUCUGUAUACCUGUGUUUUAUUCCUGGUUUAGUGUGAAAUCAUUUAUUUGUGUUCUAGAAAUAGUUGACAUACUGUAAGAUUCAUGUUUUAAAUGGCUAUUAUGCAGACUGCUAUUGGCAAUUGCAUUUUGCUAUUUUUCUGAGGGCAACUGAGCUGACUGUGUAACAUGACAAUCUACUGUCAUAGUGUGGUUAAAACUGAAAAUGCCUAGCUCACAAUGUUAUUGAAUGAUUGCACGAAAGGAAGUCUAUAGGGAAGCUUUCUCCAUGCAGGGUGAUUCCUCCUCCUCUUCCAACCAUCACCAGGUUUUGCCCAGUUUGUUGGGGGCCAAGCAGAGUAGCUGGUUUUAGACAGUCCCAUCCAUGAUUCCUUUCAAGGUUCAUGUCUGCACCUUGAGUGCUGUAGCACCACCCACAGGUUAAAGUUGGACGUAUGUUAACUUUUGAUGUGUUGGGAAACUUAUUAGCAGUAUCUGGUAAUAUUGUCAGAGGUCCCAACGUUGAGGCAUGCAAACUUGUGACAUCGACUUAUCCAAUUUGGAUAUCAUAUUGAAUUUUCCUGAAAACUCCACAAAUUUCAUCCAAUUUUCAGAAAAUUCACAAUCAGUGAAACGCUUUCCCCUAAACUUUUUAUCCAUUUAUUAUUCAGGUGCCCUUUUAUUCAUUUUACCCUCUUAUUGUAUCUAUUUUACUAUUUUUGUCAUUGUUUUAUUAUUUAUUUUACUUUUCUCUUCUACCAUUCUAGUAUUUCAUUUUAUUCAGAGGGUUACUGUAUUUAUGAUGUUUUCUCUGCUGUGCCCUACUUGUCUUUUUUAUCUGCCGUAUCUUUUUUAUGCACAUCAUAAUAAUGGUCAUAGUAAUUUGAUGAUGUACUAUAAAGCCGAUGUCCCAUGUCCAAUUAGUAGAAUCCCAGAUGUUCCAUUUGUAGAAUCCCACAUCUGUGGGGUCCAAAU